GGAUGGGCACAUGCUGGCUCGGUGCGCUCUUGGAGGCCGAUUGUCGGGAAGAGUCCACUCGUGGUGCGCGCCACGUGCGUGAACGAUCCAAAGUCUGUCUCUGCCAAGUCUUGGUUGGUAUCGUCGCUUGCGUCCAUGCUAAAGCACAUAUCACAACGGACGGGAUGCCACCGCUCUUCAUCCUGUGGUUGUGUCGAGAGUUGAGUUCAACCAACGGAUGGUCUAAAGCCCAAACCAAUCCUCUCUCCUUGGACGUAUGUGCAAGUUCCCACUUGCGGCUCCGACUUUCGCAUUCGAGGAUGGACUGGCUUCAAAGAGACAUGACGCCCCUCGACCCCACACACACAUCAUGCCGUGUUCAAAGCACCUUUGCAUGCGUCCUCAGCUGAGGAGCGACCAUGCUUCGUCCAUAAUCCGUACGUCGAUGAAGUGUCCAAUGCAACUCGAUUGAAUUGAUGAGAAUGAACUCACGCGCAACGG
This is a messenger RNA of Aphanomyces invadans, 480 nucleotides long. RefSeq lists its product as hypothetical. NCBI's taxonomy places the organism in Eukaryota, Oomycota, Saprolegniomycetes, Saprolegniales, Verrucalvaceae. The transcript has a single exon. The record is from RefSeq and is a predicted model, not a curated record. The annotation marks the transcript as partial.